UAAAGUUAGGAUAGAUAUUGGCGAAUGAGCCAAAGUUAGAAUUAAUGGGGACAAUUUUUCCUUUAAAUAAAUAAAAAUCAGAAUUUAAUAUUUUGUAAAAUAAUAUUUUUUUAGUUGUUUAAAAUUCUUGUUAUAUAUGUUGGAGAUGUUAAACUCAUAUAUAUUUCUCUCUCUCUAGAUUUUCUCUCUAGACUUUUUGUUUUUUCUGUGAAGUUGGCAUGGUGGAUUCUACAGAUCCACCGGAUCCAUCUAUGAGUUCUGAUCAAGAGAUGAAUGACCUUGAUCAAAAAUCUCCCUCUCCAGUUGUUAGUUUCCGUGAAGUGGUGGCUAGUUCAUCCCAAUGGUUUGAAGAGGCUAGGAGGAUUAUAGCAACAUCGACAGAGUGGUCUCAAGAUGAAGAUAUAGGUCCAGUUUCUGGUCUAACUGUCCGAUUUGAUAAGGAUACUUUAGAUCGAUUGAGGAAGCCUUGGGGUUUAACAUUAAUGGGAAAGUGUCUGGGAACUUCAAUCAGGCCGGCUUUUAUGCUCAAUCGAGCACGAAUUAUGUGGAAAAUUAAGGGCGGAUUGGAAGUAAUUGAUCUUGGUCAUAAUGUUUUCCUGUUCCGUUUCACUAUGGAGGAUGACUAUGAGAGGGCUUUGUUUGGAGGACCUUGGUUCGUUUUUGACCAUUAUUUAAUGAUGGCGAAAUGGAGGCCGAAUUUUAGAGCUUCUGAAAAUCCUUUUGACAAGAUGAAUGUUUGGAUUAGAUUCACUGAAUUGCCAGUGGAGUAUUAUGAUAAAUCAGCUCUAUUCGAGAUUGCAAAACUAGCAGGAACACCAAUUCGAGUGGAUUAUGCAACGGAUAGAUUGACUAGGGGAAGAUACGCCCGGGUCUGUAUUGAAAUUGAUUUAAGCAAACCUUUGGUGACAAAGGUUUGGAUUGGUGGCGCGUGGCAACACAUUUCCUAUGAGAACAUCACUUCUUUGUGCUUUACAUGUGGCAAAGUUGGUCAUGUUCAAUCUCAAUGCAUGUUGAAUAAAAAGCAUGAGGUGGAAGUCAAAGGUACAGGUGUUGAUCAAAAUGCGUCAUCAGAAGAGCAAAUGAAGUUGGAUUCUUCAGCUAAUGAAGUUAAUGGGCCGCAACCUGAUAUUAUAAAGGCUACAAAGCCCACAAGCUUGGUUGGAUCUCCCUCUAAAUCCAACUCAUUUCAAGUUCUGGCGGAAAAUGAUGUUCAUGGAGAGUUUGGGCCAUGGACUUUGGUGACAAACAAGAAAAAGCAUUUCAAAUCUGUUGAUAAUAAUAAUAGAAGAAGUGUUACAAAAAAUAAUGCUCAUAAUAAGGUUGAUAAUAACAAUCAAAAGUCUGUUAAACAAAUUAUUGUUGAUAAUAGCAACAAAAGAAAGAUCUUAAUAAUAUGAAAAAUAAUUAUGUAUAUAAAAAAAAGAAUAAAGUUUUUGAAAAAGUUAGUUCUAUAAAUCAGACUCCUAAUUCAGAAGGUCCUACUAUUAAAUCAAGAAAGGAGGAUUUUGUUCCUAUUUUAGAGGAUAAUAAGGGGGUUAGUGUGGAAGUGAGUAAUAAUAUUUCUACUCCCAAGUCUAAUCAAGAGGAGAUUACUGAGCCUAAUCAGGCUUUAGAGGAAAUGUUAGUGGAUAAUUCUUCAAUCAAGGUUUUAGAAUCAACAGGUGUCGUGAUUGUGCCGCUGUCAAAUUCCACUAGACACUUGGAAGAAAUGCAACUUGAUGUUCCUUCUACACCCUUGAUUUUAAAUACUCAUCAGUCUUAUAGUAAAGCCCUCACAGAGGAUCCUCUCUCUUCCCCUCUUUUAAUAGUCCCUAAUUCUGAUUUCAUUUCAACAAAUCAAAACCAUCAGACCUCCAACCAUGCAAAACCAAAAACAUCCACAGUUCUCCCAAGCUCUACCAAUGAUAACCUAUCAGAGGCGGCGAGUUUCAGAUCAGGAAAUCAAUUCCAACUCUCAGGGGCAGGAGCCGAUUCUUCAAGGGAUUCCAGUUCACGAAUUGCAGCAGGGAUCGAGGUCGACCUCGAACACCCUUCAGUUGUUUCCCGCUUCCCCAAUGAUAAAAACAUUGUUGAUCAAAAAGAGGUCGGGAUCCCCGACGGAGAUAACCGGUGCAGUGAGGUUGUUAGAUGCAUUGAAGAGGAAACAGGAGGCAUUAUCAAUUCACUUCUACAAAUCCCUUGUUUUCUAGACGCUAUUGGCUCGACGCUAUGUGUGAGGCGUCAACCCAAAAAUAGAUUUCCGCUUUUUUUUGACGUUUUUUUGUGUCGAAUUAAUUUCUCGACAAUGUACAUCGUCGAAAAUAUAGAAUGCAUUUCACGUGACUCAAUGCAACCCACAACUUUAAAAAAAGCGGUGUACAGGGAAUUUAAAAAAUAAAAAAAAUUCAUAUACUGCCCAAACACCCUAACACAUAAUAGAGACCUAGCAAACCCCCCCUCCCCCCACCUCUCUCUCUCUUCUUUAGCUUUCAGAUCUGAAAAACUUCAUACACUAAAUCGAAUUGUUCAUCACUAUCCUUAAUUCUUAUACAAUCUAAGUUAUUUUUUUAAAACAGCUUGAAAUUCAGCGAAUUUGGGUCGAAGUCGUGUUAAUUUUCUUCUGCUCCCUUUUCAAUUUCUUCAAUUUAUGGUAAUCUCGUUCUUUUUCUCAUCAAUUUCCUUACUUGUAUGCUUAAAUAUCAUUUGGAUAUACUUAGUUCUUUUAUAAUUACAUUAAAUUUUUAGUUAUUGUGUAGUAGAAAGCCAUUGUAUUUAAAUCUAGGGUUUGAUCGUAUGGCGUGUUGGGUGUAGGGGAUUUAAAAAGCGAAUUAGUUUAUUUAUGCUUCAUUUAUUGAAGGUCUUGGUCUAACUGGGAAUCUCAAUUGUUGUAGAAUUUCAUUUGAUUUUGUUUUAUUACUCAAAUAAACCCUUUGGGCUGGUUGUUACGCUAUGAACUCAGAAAUUGUGUAGAUCGCAUGUCUUUUGUACCUUAUAAUUUGUUGAUCGAACCCUCUCUAUUUUCUUGGUUUUUUUUUAUAACUAAGAUGUGCUUCUAGGUGAUUAAAGAUGCUGGGAUGGGUUAUUUGUUUAGAAUGUUUUUUUUAAUUGCAUAUGUAUCAACUUUUGUCUGUAGACUAGAAAGUGGGUGAAAAAGUGUAAGACUCCUGUUUAUGCCUCAAUUAUCCUUACGGAUUGAACUAGUUUUGGUUGAGAUGCUCGUGUGUGAGUUUAUGAUAAUUUGAUUUGUUUGGAAAAUAUGAUAAUUUAAUUUGUUUGAAAAAAUGCUUAAAUAGUAUUGGUACUUGUUGUCUUUCUCUGCACAAUUAGGUAUUAAUUCAUAUGGUUUUAUUGGAAAAGAUGAAUUAGAUGGUGAUAGUGACUCUUUUAUAAUGCCUAAAUGGAUCGAAUGUUACUUUGUAGCUUGACAUCUUUUCUUAGUUUCCACCUUUUUUGCAUUUUGUUAGGUUUAUAUUAUGGAUAGUAUGUACAAGUUUUCUAUUGUAGUAUUUAGAAUUUUGUAUGCUGCUUGUUUUCUAAUUUGCAUAUGCUUUUUCCUUCUCAUUAUUGUGUUUUUAAUCUAGUGAUUGAUGUUAUUAAUGGAGAUGGACAUCCUAUUCUUAAUAUGGCUUGUAAUAGAUCAAGUAUCUUUGUUUUUGUUGGAUAGUGUAGCAUAUGUGGUUGGUGUUAUAGCCAUUAGUAUCUUAUAGAAGAAUUUGUAUUUAACACAUUUUAAUUAUUUUGUCAGAAUAUGUAUUUUAAUUAUGUAAAACCCUGCUCACUAUGAAUAUAUUUCAUUGACCUUUUUUUCCCCCUUUUGAUAAUUUAUCUGACACUGCUGGACAAGGGGCUUCUCAAGGAGAAUCUUCAAUUUUUCUUAUUGUUCCCAUGUAGUAGAUUUCAUUCUAAAAAAUACUGGUCAGAUCACAUUUAAUUUUGUGAUCCUUACACUAGGUACAAAGCUGAAUUAAUUUUGCUUCACUUUAAUUUUAGCAACCUUGAUUUCAAUUUUUACAUUAUUUGUUUACAUGUCCUGUUAAAUAUACAGUUUUAGCAUAUACAAUAUAUAAAUAAUCAUGGUGACAACUUAUAAGUGAUGCUUAAGUUUAAGGUCCUAUAUAUUGCGUGUCAGAGUAGAUUAACUAAGAUUAAUAACUUUUGUCAUUGUUAAUGAAAUAUAGACUCUAAGAUAUGUUUAUGGAUUAUAUCUUUUUCUUUACAACGCAAAAAAGAACAAUUUAAAAUGUGAUAUUUGUGAUCAUCUUGGUUGUCAGGAACAAUUUAACAUUUGACAUACGUCUUAUAGGAAUUGGUCUUUGCUAUUUUGUUUUGAAAAAUGCUUCUUCUCAUAAUGAUUGGUGAUGUUUCGUCAUCUUGGAUUAAUGUUUUUGUUUUUAGUUAAGAAUUAUAUAGUUAAUUUAUAUAUAUUCACAUGUAGGUGUUUAAGUAAUAAUUAAGCUAGGGUCUGACUAUAUUUACUAGUGUUGGGAGCAUUUGAUUUGCAGAAAUAUAGUGUAUAACAUAAUGCAUGGUUUUAUGACUCAUAUCUACUUAUUCUAUUUAGCUGCUUAUGUUUUUUAUUUCAAAUACAAAAUUUUAACAAUUUCUUACAUAUUUGAUAUUUUGGUUGUCAAUUAUAUUUUUCUUAUGAGUGUUUAAACAACGAUAAUGUUUAACUUUUCAAUUUCAUCGACUUAUUUUAUUCUAUCUCUAACGACAUCUGGUCACCUCUCUUUGGGUAUUUCUAGUUACUACUAAUACUUUACUCGAUUCGUAUUUAUUUGAGAUUGCUCUAAUUAUAUUCAUAUGAUUUAUUUGGGAUUGCUCAAAUUAUAUUCAUCUGAUUUAUUUGUCAAUUUAAGUGAUUGUGAAUUUGUGGUGUAUUUCAAGCUUCUCUGAAUUGUUUUGAUUGAUUAAUGUUUAUAUUUUAAUAAUAUUUUAAGCUAAUUUUCUGUAUUGGGGGUUAGGGGAUUUAGAUGAAAAUUAAACUACAAGUCACAACUUGGAUGAAAUGUGAAUUCGUGGUGCCUAUCUCAUGUGGGGCAUAUGGUUGGACAGAAACAUUACAGUUUUCCAAGGAAAACCAACCCCCAUUGCAGUUUUGGUGACUCGGGUUCAGAGAUGGUGCAAGGAUAAUGAAAAAAACAACAAGGCAAUCCAUGCUUCCCCUGCUCCUGCUCGUCAAACCAGUUCGAAGGUAUGGUUACUCCCCCUGCAGGCUGGAUUAAAUUGAAUACUAAUGCUUCUCUAUAUGAGUUGGAACUGGGGUUGUAGCUCGUGAUUCCUUGGGCAAUGUCCUGUUUUCAGCGUGUAGAAGACUGAAAGUGUGGUGGCAGCCUGAGAUAGCUGAAGCAAAGGCUGUUGUGUGGGCUUUAAAGCUGGGCAGAUGCUUUGGUAUUGACAAAGCAAUCGUUGAGACAGACUGCCGGGUAGUCACUAACAGGGAAGGAAAUGAAGUGGCUCAUAACCUUGCAAGAGUUUUUCCUUAUGAUGUAGAGCAAAUUUGGGAGAGUAAAGUUCCCUUAGAAGUCUCCCCUUAUGUACUCAUGGAUCCUCUUAUCCUCUUAUUUUGAAUUAUUAAUCCUUGCUCGCCCUUUAAAAAAAAUUAUAAGUUGGAUUUAUAUUUGUUAUAAUAGAAAACUCAAUACUAUCAUGAGAUAUUGUAAAAAUACUAUAAUAUAUUUGUAUGCAAUAAAAAAAUUUGUCCUAA
Messenger RNA from Chenopodium quinoa (quinoa), 5686 nucleotides. RefSeq lists its product as uncharacterized. The record is from RefSeq and is a predicted model, not a curated record. Gene Ontology annotation, molecular function: zinc ion binding; nucleic acid binding. NCBI's taxonomy places the organism in Eukaryota, Viridiplantae, Streptophyta, Magnoliopsida, Caryophyllales, Amaranthaceae. The coding region runs from base 219 to 1397 and encodes 392 amino acids. The transcript is spliced from 2 exons.